Pocillopora meandrina is the source of this 3780-nucleotide messenger RNA. The record is from the annotation of a GenBank genome assembly. Lineage: Eukaryota; Metazoa; Cnidaria; Anthozoa; Scleractinia; Pocilloporidae.
AAUAGACAUGAUAGCGAGGUAGAUAAAUACACCAAAGGUUUGUCCUGCCGCUUUAUGCUGUUAAGAGGCAAAUUCAGAGCGAAAUUGUCUCAGUUCUACAAAUUUAAUGGAUUAGGAAGCUUUGGUCUUAUCGCCAAAGCAAGUUUCUCUGUUGUUGGUGGGUGAACUUGUUUAUAUUUCUUCUUCAGUGAUUUGAUUACGUAACUGGUUGCCUUAAGAACUUACGUAACUGGUUGCCUUUGUCGAGAACUUUUUCCCGAUUAUUAGAUUACGCUUAGCAUUUUUUCAGUUAGACAUAUAGGUAAGGAUAUUAAGUGAGCAACUUUGUAUUUAUGGAACAAACCUUGCAGCCUAAUUGCUUGCCUGGGCGAAAAUGUUAUAAUAACACAAAAUCGUAACACAUGUACUGGCGGUGACAAAUGCAACCACGAGCUUACGUAGGAAGAUUCAGUUAACAGCUGGACUUGAGGGCAUUUUAUUCACAAAAGAGUAACAAAACUUGUCAACGUAGAUUCUUGUUGCAUAGUGAUAUUUUAGAAAUUUGAGCAAGUAGUCACGUACGUGGGUAACAAUUAUCACUAUUGUAGAUCGUAUUGAAUAUGACGAAUCAUUUUUUUCUAUCUUUGAUAGUCUGCAAAAAAAAAAAAACGAUUAAUGCUUUAUCAAUCAGUGGGCUUUACUUUGAAAUAAGAUUGAUUCAGAUUUUGUCUUCAUGCCAAGUGUUUUUGUUAUUAUAUCACCCCAUGCAGUCUAGACGCCCUUGCCCUCUGUAGCAAUUAUAUUUGCACGCCUUUCAGCUCGUGCCUACAUAAGUUGUGUCACAGUGGAAAGGAGCCUUGUAGAGGACCCAUAACAGUUCUUCCUUGCCGGUCAGCUGUUAGCCUUUUUUCACUCUUGCACUUUUUCACAGACAUACAAAGCAAGCACUGAAGACAAAUGGCACACUUAAUAUUUUGAAUAUCAGCUUUGCUGUUAUUUUACUUAAAUUUUUUUUUCACAGUAAUUUGAUAUGCUAAGAAAGCACAGGCGAGAUGCGAUAAAAGCUUAGUUGCAACAUAUUUUUUUACUUGAUACACUCAGUAAACCCUUUGAUUCCCAUGAGUGACUGAGACAGAAUUUCUCCUUACAAUAUCAAUUCAAUCUCAAGCAGUUAUGUGAUGAGAAGAAAAAAAGACGGCAGUUAAGGGAUUUUUCAGUUGAACCAAUACCAAAUUCUCCAAACUUACAAUAUAAGAAUUGUAUGCCAAAUGGUAAGGAGAAUCACUGAUUAGAUCUUGGGAGGGAAGGAUUAAAAGUUUGUACAUUUUACCCUAUCUUGCUGGGCUAGUAGAUUACACUGUUUGAGUGAUGUACUCUGUCUGAAAUAUUUGAAACUGUGGUGCUAAAGCUUUUUAUCUCUUUUUUCCUUGAUUCAGUCAUCAUGGCAGCAGUUAUGGACACUGGCUUUGCAUCAUCACCAUCAAUGGCUUGUGAAGCAGACUGGAUGGGUUUGAAAGUCAAUCUGUUCGCUUUUGAUUUUGAUGGCACUUGUACUCAGAAGGACACGACUAGUCUCCUUUACAAGGCAUCAGAGAGGUAUCGAUCAUCUACUCAAGCCGAAAUGAAGAUUAUUGAUGAACGCUGGAUAGAAAUUGGAACCAUUUACUGGAAAGGCCACCAAGAAACUGUUUCAAGGUCAAUGGCUCUUCACACAGAUCCCAAUUCUUUGCCAUAUUUUAAUGAGAGAGGUUUGAGGUCAUUUCUUCAAGAGGUGAACAAAUAUAACAUGGCAAUGAUUAAGAAGGUAGAAGCAAGUGAAAUCCUCAAAGGUAUAUCUAAGGAAGGCAUCAAAGAAAUUGCAAAGGAAGUGAAGCUCAGUCCUGGAUGCCUGAACGUUCUCAAUCACAUCAACUUGCCGCUGCACCUAAUAUCAGUCAACUGGUGUCAGGAGUUAAUCCAGGCCAAUUUAGAUCAUCUCAGGCAUGUGAACAUUUUUGCAAACAGUUUCCCACUUGAAGAUGAAUUAUCAUCGGGCCAUGUGGGAAAGAAAGUGACAAGUCCUUUUGACAAGGAAACAAUAUUUCAGGAUUUGGUCCACAAGCUGUCUACUGACAGUUCAAAUGGCAUCUCAGUUUUUGUGGGUGAUUCCAUUGGAGAUAUACUGGCCAUGUUAAAAGCAGACGUUGGAAUCGUGGUUGGGAAGAGUCAUACCUUGAGGAAGGUGGCCAAAGCAUUUGGAAUCAAGCUCCUUCCUUUGCAGGAAAUUCAGAAGAUGACAGGGAAUGGAUGCCAGGAAUUUGCUACCCCAAAAGAGAGAGGAAUUCUGUUUGAGGCACCAUCAUGGAAUGAAAUUGGAUUCACUUUGUUUGGGACAAGAUACAUUCCAAAUAAGUUCUAGAAUGUCAAAUUAGAACCAUUCUUUUCCUUCAAAAGGAAAUGAAAGAGAUUGUAGGAGAUCCAUGCCACAGUUGAUUUACAACAGAAAUGAGCUUUAAAAGAUGUAUGUUACACUAUGUAGUGCACCAUAGGACAACAUGUUGACUUUAUUGUGAUUCAAUGGUAUUAGAUAGGGAUAAUUAGGAACAGUGUGGGACUGAUAUGCAAAGAAAGACAAACAAAUAUGGUUUUGACAAAGCCAACCUUACUUGUAGUUUCUUUUAGAGCAUAUAUUUUCUAUAAAGCCCCAACCUUUAUAAAAUGAAACUCAUAAAUAAGAUAUACAAUGUGAUUUUUCUUGCAUUAUCAAUACUCUAUUCAGAAAUAGAUGAUGCUAGUAGCCAUUGGCUGUCAUCUCAGUUUAGAAACAAAUUCUUCUAACUUAUUAAAAAGGAAAUGUAUGGCUGUUAGAGGGGAGAAUCUUGAAUUAGAUCAUAACAUUUAAAGGCUUAAAAUAGAACUACAACAGUGUCCUAAUUUGAAACAGUAUCUGAAGGUAAUGACUGGGCAAUUCAAAAGCUUUUUGUUUCUAAGAAGAGAUUUCCAAAUAGGCAUUGCUCUACAAGAUGACAUAAAAAACCCUAAUGGGUUUAGAAGACAUAAAAGUUUAAUCAACAAUGGGGUGGGGUAUUUCCUUUAUAAGGAGUAAGCUAUUCAUUAGAGAUUACUGCAGAUAUUUCAUGCGAGUUAACUGCAAUUAAAUUUGAUGAUUUGGAAGAAUUGGUGGGUGGUGAACAUGUACAUAGGUUAAUGAUAAAUAUGGUCAUUUAAUUCAUGGAUGAAAUUUAUUUUGUUGGUGUGAGAUUGAUGGGUGUUAAUUAGAUUAAAGAAGCAGAACAAGAUAUUAACAGUGAAUUUGCCAUUCUAUUGAACAAUAUUGGAUGCCUUCUGACCAUUAUUACAACUGUGAUAUUGUAUAACACUGCAAAAUGUGAAACAUCCAAAGAAAAUUUUUGAAUUUGAUUUGCUCAACUUCUUAUUGGGUAUAAUUAACAGCUAUUCACCAAAGCAGAGGUGGCUAGUGAUGGAUAUUAAUUGAGCCACAAAUUAGCUAUGUUAUUGUCCACUUCCAGCCACUGUCAUGGUUGAAUAGUUGGUUUAGUAUAUACUAAUACAGUGAGAUAACAUAGCACAAAAAGAUGAUUUUACCUUGUAUAUUCCUAUAAUGAUAACACAGCACAAAAAGAUGAUUUUACUUUGUUUAUUCCUAUAAUGAUUACAACAUUUUUGAGCACAAAUCUCAUGCAUAUUACUUGGAGGUGAAUAGCAAAGGAUAAGUAGCCAAUCAGAGCACACCUUCAUUGCAAUUCACUGUUUAAGUAUAAACUAAUUUCUAAAAGCAAAUUCAAUGGCAGAUCUCUCCCU